GUAAAAUGGCUGCUGAGUGCGUCGGCCAUGAUGGCUUUAGACAGGGGAUCAUGUCACGCAACAUGUACUCCCAGUGAUACUAAUAUAUAUCUCGUUUUGGUGAAUGAGUGUGGAUUUAAUCGAAAUGUUUAAACAUUGAUGAGACCUUGAUUAAUAAUUGAGGUGGGUGUUGAGGCCUUUUGUGGGGCCUCGUAACAGGCCCCAUGGAAGUUUAGCAACUGUAGAAAAGAGAGGGGUCAUACAGUACGCCCCCCCCCCUGCUGCCGCCUUCCAUUCCAUCGCAUAUAUAUACAUAAAAAAUUUCAUCAACACAUAUAUACACAUACCAAGCACCACACUGUGUAUAUAUAUAUAGUUAUAACUUAUCAUAUUAAAGUCAAAAUUUUAUAUUAUAAUUUAUUAUGUGUAACAUACGUUAUUAUUAUUAUUAUUAAUUUAAGUAGAUACAUAUUUAAAUAACAAAGUGUUACAGGUGCAUAUAUAAUUGACUUUGAAGUUUAUAUUGUGUGUGUAUAAUAAUGUGAGUGAAUCAAAGAGAAGUUAGUGUUCCAAAGGAUAACAACAUUAAAAAAAAAAAAAUACAUAUUAAUACGACAUAUAUGUGUAUUAAUGAUUUAAAAAUAAUAAAUAAAGUUGGUGAAUAUUAAUAAUAAUUUUUUUUUUUGCUUUUUAGACAAUUAUUAUAAGCAAAAAAAAAUAAGCGCGCGCAAUGAGCCGAUGUUGAUAGUUUGUAUAUGUAUUAAAAGAGUGCAACAAAAAACAUAUACACAAUUGUAUUUUAAGGUUAUUUUUUAACAUCUUAUAAGUGAUGAUAAAGUAUAAACAAUAAUUAUAGUAUUGAAAUUACAAUUAAUUUUAUGUGUACAUAAAGUAUGUGUAUAUUUAUAAUUGUAAUUCAAUUAUUCAUUAUUAUUAAUUAUAAUAAGUUAUAUAGAUAAUAAAUAAAUCCAAAAAAAUCAUUGAAAAAUGAGUAAGUUGUCAUUCAGGGCGAGGGCCCUAGACGCCUCAAAACCAAUGCCAAUAUACAUGGCUGAAGAAUUGCCGGAUUUACCGGAUUAUUCAGCAAUUAAUAGAGCUGUACCACAAAUGCCAAGUGGGAUGACUAAAGAAGAAGAAUGCGAACAUCAUUUGCAAAGAGCCAUACGCAAAGGUCUUAUUAUUCCUACACCAGAGGUUACUGAUUUGACAGAUGUCGAAGCAUACGAUAAAAUAUACCCAGCUGAUUACAAACUACCUCGACAACUUAUUCACAUGCAACCAUUUGCAAUGGAACAAGAUAUACCUGAUUAUGACAUGGAUUCAGAUGAUGAAAAAUGGGUUGGAGCUCAAAGCAGAAAAAUGGAUCUUACACCUUUGCAAUUUGAAGAAAUGAUGGAUAGAUUAGAAAAAAGUUCUGGUCAAAAUGUUGUUACAUUAAAUGAAGCUAAGGCUCUAUUAAAAGAAGAUGAUGAUCUUAUUAUUGCAGUUUUUGAUUAUUGGCUAAAUAAACGUCUUACAACACAACAUCCACUAUUAUUAACUGUAAAAACAGAGCAUCGUCUUGGAUCAGCUGCAAAUAAUCCUUAUCUAGCAUUUAGAAGAAUAACUGAAAAAAUGCAAACAAGAAAAAAUCGUAAAAAUGAUGAAACCAGUUAUGAAAAAAUGCUUAAAUUACGAAGGGAUCUUAGUAGAGCUGUAACAUUACUUGAACUUGUUAAAAGAAGAGAAAAAACGAAACGUGAACAUUUACAUUUAACUAUUGAAGUUUAUGAAAAAAGGUAUCAAGUGGAAGAUUUUAGUGGUAUUAUACUAUCAGAAGUAUCAGCAAUGAAAGCAACAAGACCAGCAUUUGCUCCAUUAUUUACAAAUCAAUUUGGUGUACAUCAAAAUUGGUCAAAUAAAUUAUCUAGUAAAGAAGAUGGAUUGCCAAAAAAAGAUAAACGACAAUAUAAAAAACGAAAACACAAAAGUGACAGUAGAUCAUCUGGUUUAGAUGAUGGUAGUGUUGGUGGUGGGAUACGUAUUGGUACUAGUGGUAGUAGAACAUCAAGAACUGAUGUUACUGGAAGUGGGCUGGACCCACUUGGAAGUUCAGAUGAAGAUGGACUAUUUCCACAUACACAAUCAUCAUUAGUACCAUCAUCUGUUCGUGAAGAAGAAGAAACAAUUAAUGAAGGUCCAUAUACAUUUUAUCGAAAUAGAUAUUCUACUUAUCUACCGUCUGUAUCACAUGGAUUUGGUAAUUGGCCUUGGUGUGAUAAAAGUGAAGGUGGUACAGCAGAUAAAAAAUAUAGGUUCGCAUUGACGAGUAUUAGUAAACCAACUCCAAGAUGCAUAGGUCUUGCUAGAAGAAGACUUGGACGUGGUGGCAGAGUUAUAUUGGAUCGUUGUACAAGUAAUUUUGAUGAUCUUUGGUCAUCACUUGAUUUUACAAUACAUCAGUCUAAAAAUAGAGUAACACCUGAUUUACCUGUGAUACCAAUGAAAAAAACAACAUCAAUAACAACCACCAUAUCACUUACAUGUGAUUAUUUACAUUUUCGACCAAUGAAAUCUGAAUCGGAUGAAAAAUGUCUUGAACAAGAAAAUGAUUCUAGUGGAUGGAGUAGCAGUACCAGUGAUGAUGAUUCAGAGUCUGAGUAUAACAAUAGCUCUCGUACAUCAAUGUUACCUUAUCCAUUUCCUCCUGAGGCAACAACAAUAUGUGUUGAAAUUGAACCAGAAAAACCUGGCAAUGAUAUGCCAUUUACCGCGGAAUUUAAUAUAUCAGAUUAUUUUCCUGAAGAUCAAUUUGAUCUUGGUUUAUCUUCUGUAUCAUUAACAAAUAAUAUUUAUGAACUUGAUAAUAAUAAUGACGAUAGUGAUCAAUGUCAAACGGGUAGUUCGUGCUUCCAAGUGACAACAAUUAAUAGUAAUGUGUUUUCUUGUCGUACGACGAAUCAAGAAAGUAGUGUUAAUAGUGGCACAAGUGUAAAUACAAAUUCAACGACCCCCGCCACCUCUACUUCUUCUUCCUCUUCCUCAACAUCUGCCCUUUCUUCUUCCUCAUCAUUUUCGUCUACUUCAUCAUCAACAUCAUCAUCAUCAUCAACAUUAACACCAUCAUCAUCAUCGUCAUUAUCACAAUUAUCACAAUCAUCAUCGUUAUACUCUACUACCUCGAUAGUCAAUCCUUCCUUGUCAAUAUCAACGACGGCAACAACAACAACAACAACAGCAACCACAACUUUUAUUAAUACUCCAACAAAACAACAACAACAACAACAACAACAACAACAACAACAACAACAACAACAAAGACAAUUAUUGAAUAAUAGUAAAAGUGCUGCAUCAAUACUUUCAAAAUCAUUAACUAGUCCGAUAAGUAAAAGUGCAAAUAUGCGCGUAACUAGUGUCCCAAACUUUGGAAAUGGCCACCAAAAUGGUCCGUCCACUCAUUUACAUGGAAAUAGUUUUGUUGUGUCUGGCUCAGUAUUACCAAAUAAUACUGUUGUUGCCAGUCAUAUUAAUAAUAAUCAACAAACAAUAAUAUUACCACCACAAAAACAUACAAAACCUGGAUUUAUUGCACAAAACAAAUUAGCGAAUCUUGCUCGACAUCAACAACAACAGUUACAAUUACAAUUACAGCAACAACACCUACAACAGCAGCAACAGCAACAACAACAACAACAACUGCAAUUACAGCAACAACAACAGCAACUGCAAUUACAGCAACAUCAACAGCAACAGCAGCAACAUCAACAGCAGAUAACACCAUCUGGGGAAAUUACGCUUAGUAGUAAUAGUGGAGAAUUGGAUAUGGAAAUUGACAAGGUUGAUGAAACAUUAUGUGAAAGUAAACAAGCUCAACAACAACAACAACAACAACAACAACAACAACAACAACAACAACAACAACAACAACAACAACAACAACAACAACAGCAACAACAACAACAUCAUAGCUUAAAAGGAACAAAUAAAACAAAUUCACUUGCAAUGGAAGUAACAUGAUGCCUGUUGCCAGCACCCCUGUUGCCGCCUUCACGACACUGGGGGCUUUGCUAAUUAUCAAAAAAAAAAAAAAUUUGUUUCUUCUCGCUAAGCAAUCAGCAACAAACAAACCACUUUGUGUCCGCAUUGAAUUGUCGGUUAACAUUAUGACUUGAAAUAAAAUUGUGUGCUAACACAUCUCAAUGCAAGGUUCGUUAUUUUCUUGCAACUCAAAACUUCAUCAUAUUAAUGCUCAGAUAUAUAUUUUUUUUUUCUUUUUUUUUUUUUUUAAACUCAGUUAUUCUUUGCAAAAAAAAAAACAGCAAUAUAAAAAUUUAUAUAAAAUUAAAUGUGCAGUAAUUACUAGCAAAGAAUGGAAAUAGUUUUUUUUUUUUUUUUUUAUAUUUUUUUUAAAUAUAUUUUAAAAUUUUAAUAACAAAUAAUAGGUUUUUUUUUUUUUUUUAAUUAUCUUAUUCUGAGCUUGACAAUCUGGCAAAAUAUAUUUUUUUUUCUCUGAAAUACAUUUGAAAAUUAAUUAAAAAUUGUUUAAUUUUUUGCUCAAUUAUUAUUGCUGUUGCUGUUAUUGUGUUCAAAUACUGUUCAUUAUAAAUAGUAUUAAUCAAUAAUUGAUGAAAAAUAGUGUUUUUUUAAUUUAUCUCAAUGAAUAAUGAUUGAAAAAAAAAAAAACAUUCACUGCACAUUAUAAUUAAUUAAGAUAUUUAAAAAUAAUUUUUUCAUGAGAAAAAAAUUAAUAAAAUUCUCUAUAAAUUUUUAUGAUUUUUGUAAAUUAAUAGAUUCAAGUGCGUAAAUGUGAUAUCGUAGAAAUACGAUACGCACACAAUAUGUAUAAUUGUAUAUUGUACCUAUAGUAAUGAGCUAAAUAUUUAAUAAUGAUUCAUUGAUUGAGUAACAUACAAAUUUAAAUCAGUUGCUUUCAAUAAAUUUUACGUAAAACGUGAAAAAAUAAAAUAAUUAAAAUGUCAAGAUGAACAUAGUUUACAAUAAAUUAAUCGAAAUUUUUAAUAGUCAACAUUCAAAUAAUUAUAAUAAUAUUAGUCUACGUCCAUAUUAAAUAAAAUACAUGUAUAUAUUAUAAUUAAAUUAUAAUUAAAUAUAGACCAUUUUUAAUAAUAAGAAAAAAAAAAUUUCGUGUUCGUCAACGAAUUUGUACGCUUAAAAAAAAAACAUUUUAGCACAAUGUAAUCUGCGUGUAUUUUCUCUCUAUUUUUUUUUCCUUUAAAAAACAAAAAAAAAAAAUAAUAACAAUAGAAAUAAUUAGUUGAUGGAAAAUUAAAGAAAAAAAUACAUCAAAUAUUUCGUAAAUUGAAUAAAUAGGUGGUAUAAUUUUAUAAUAAUAAAAAAUUAAAAUAAAAACAAAAAAAAGAACAAAGAAUAAAAAAAAAAAAUUAUCGUUUUAUCUUUUCAUUGAAAUGAUUAAACAGUUUUAUAUUAAUUUAUUGUUUUUUUUCCCGUUUUUACUGAUAUAAAAUUUUGAUAAUUUAUAGAAAAAAAAAAAGAAAUGAAGAAAAAAAAAAUAUAGCUACUUUGGAAUAUGUAUUAUAAAUUCGAAAUGUCCAGUACGCAAAUUGUCGUCAAAUGUGAUCAAAUAAAUAAUGACUAAAAAAUAAUAUUAAUACAGAUGCAAUUUAUCAAAUAAUUAAUUUAUUUCUUUUCAAAAAUUUUAUAAUCAAUAAAAAUUACUUUCGGUAUGAAAUAAUAAUUUAUUCAAAUAAUAAUAGAUGAAUGAAUAAUUACAUUAUUAGUAUUUCGAAAGACUAUAAAGUUGUACUAAUUUUCAGGCAAAAAAAUAUUGCGGUACUUGUAAAAAUAAUAUAUUCACAUUGUUUAUUGCAAAAAAAAAUUUUAAAAAUAAAAUAUACGCCAUACAAUAACUACAAUUACUAUCGUACUCCACAUAAAUUUAAAAAAUCAAUAGAAACAAAAAAAAUAAAUAAAUAAAUUAUGUCAAAUUUUACACGGCAUGAUGAUUGUU
Messenger RNA from Aphidius gifuensis, 5947 nucleotides. It is a transcript of the gene E(Pc), whose product is annotated as enhancer of polycomb homolog 1-like. The record is from RefSeq and is a predicted model, not a curated record. Gene Ontology annotation, biological process: regulation of transcription by RNA polymerase II. Gene Ontology annotation, cellular component: piccolo histone acetyltransferase complex. NCBI's taxonomy places the organism in Eukaryota, Metazoa, Arthropoda, Insecta, Hymenoptera, Braconidae. The transcript has 7 exons. The coding region runs from base 967 to 3975 and encodes 1002 amino acids.